Molecule: messenger RNA, 3366 nt
Organism: Falco peregrinus (peregrine falcon)
Lineage: Eukaryota; Metazoa; Chordata; Aves; Falconiformes; Falconidae
Gene: INPP5J
Product: inositol polyphosphate-5-phosphatase J
Exons: 12
Coding region: 184-2856 (890 amino acids)
Biological process (GO): negative regulation of peptidyl-serine phosphorylation; phosphatidylinositol dephosphorylation
Cellular component (GO): cytoplasm; plasma membrane; ruffle
Molecular function (GO): phosphatidylinositol-4,5-bisphosphate 5-phosphatase activity; phosphatidylinositol-3,4,5-trisphosphate 5-phosphatase activity
Source: RefSeq, a predicted model, not a curated record
CGUGCGAGGCGGCGCCAUCGCACUCGCCGCUCCUGCGCCUUUAAGGUGCGGCGCAGGUGGCGGGGGCGUGGGGGGCGUGGCCGGACAGGGCGGGGCGGGGCGGGGCCGGGCCGGGCCGGGGCGCAAGGUGAGUGCGGGCGGGGCCGGGCUGGCGCCGCGGCUGCGCCUUUGGGCCUCCUGCCUAUGGAGCCGGCCCGGCGCGGCAGCGCAGACCAGGGCUCAGCCGCUGCCUCGGGGCCCCGGCCCGGCCCCCCGCGGAGCCCCGCGCCCGCUACCUCCCCCCCUGUGCGGCCGGUGCCCUUCGGCCCCCGGGGGUCGGUCCGGCCCUCGCCCGACGGCGGGGCUCCGGCGGCGCCGCUUUUCCUUGGCGGCGGCAGCAGCGUCCCUGCAGCCCGCAGGAGCUCCCGGCCGGACGCCGGCUGCGACCCCUUCCCCUUCGGCUGCCCGCGGUCCGGGGGCGCUCAGCGCGGUGGGCCCGAGGACCGGGUCCCGGGCCGGGCGGCCCAGCCCCUGCCGCUGGAGGUGGGCCGGGCCCAGCCUGAGGCGCACGGUGGGCCCCUCGCCUUCCCGCUGCCAGCCCUGCUGCCCCCCAGCCCGGGAGCCCCCUCGGCCCGCCCUGGCGCGCCGUCCCCGGCAGCCUCCGGCCCGGCGCCCAGCCGGCCCGCCUUCCCCGAGCUCCGCGCCCCGGAGCACCCCGGCCCCGGGAAGCCGCCGCCCGCCGAGCGGAGGGAGAUGCUCCCCAAGGCCGAGUCCAGCGACCACAUCUCGGCCUGGGCGGGCUCCUCGCCCCGGGCUGCCGGCCUGCCCAAAGCCGUCUCCAGCGAGUUCAUCGCCGGCGGCUGGGCAGCCCUGCCCAAGCCCGAGCCGGACGAGCUGUCCCACCUCGGGCGGUCGCUCGGCCUGCCGGGCCCCAGCCAGCCCUGCGGCGCGCCCCUCGGCUGCUCGGCGGGAGCCCCGGAGGACGGCUCGUUCCGCAUCACAGUGGUCACCUGGAAUGUGGGCACAGCCAUGCCCCCGAAUGAUGUAACAUCUUUGCUGCACCUCAACACGGGCGAGACAAAUGAUGCAGACAUGAUCGCCAUUGGGCUGCAAGAAGUGAACUCAAAGAUAAACAAGCGCCUGAAGGAUGCCCUCUUCACAGAUCAGUGGAGUGAGCUCUUCAUGGAUGUGCUGAGCCCCUUCCACUUCAUCCUGGUCAGCACGGUGCGGAUGCAAGGUGUGAUACUACUGGUAUUUGCCAAGUACUACCACCUCCCCUUCCUCCAGGACAUCCAGACAGACUGCACAAGGACAGGGCUGGGAGGCUACUGGGGCAACAAGGGUGGGGUGAGCAUUCGUCUCUCCAUCUUCGGCCACAUGGUCUGCUUCCUGAACUGCCACCUGCCAGCACAUCUGGAGAAGGCGGAGCAGCGCAAGGAGGACUUUGCCACCAUACUGCAUAUGCAGCAGUUUGAGGGGCAUGCGGCCAGCGGCAUCCUGGACCAUGACCUCGUGUUCUGGUUUGGAGACCUCAACUUCCGCAUUGAGAGCCUGGACAUCCGCUUUGUGAAGUAUGCCAUUGACAGCAACAUCCUGAGCCAGCUCUGGGAGAAGGACCAGUUGAACAUUGCCAAGAGCACCUGGCCUGUCCUCAGUGGCUUUCAGGAGGGACCCCUGAACUUUCCACCCACCUUCAAGUUUGAUGUAGGCACCAACAAGUAUGACAGCAGUGCCAAGAAACGAAAACCUGCCUGGACUGACCGCAUCCUCUGGAAGAUCAAAUCUCCUGGUGUUGGGCUUGGUGCAGGCGGGCGCCGGCCCAGCCGGGGUGUCCUGUCAGUGAGCCAGCUCUGCUACUGCAGCCACAUGGAGUACACAGUCAGUGACCACAAGCCAGUAGCUGCCAUCUUUGCAGUGCAGUUUGCUUCCAAGGCAGACAAGCCCCCAGUUGAGAUUUAUGUGGCUGAUGAAUGGAGCAGGCCUGAGCAAGCAGUUGUCAGGUACAAGAUGGCUGCUGGCUUCCACCGGAGCUCCUGGGACUGGAUAGGACUCUAUCGGGUGGGCUUUCGGCAUCCUAAAGACUAUGUGUCAUAUGUCUGGGCCAGGAGUGAUGAUGGAGAGCGUUGUCUAGAGAAGCAGCUGUGUGCACAGGUGAUCUUCUCAGAGGAAGCGCUGCCCAAGGGGAAGGGCGAGUACAUCCUUGGAUACUACAGCAACGCCUCCAGCAGCAUUGCUGGUGUAACUGAGCCUUUCCAGAUCUCCCUGCCCAGGUCAGAGGAGGGCAGCAGCCCCACGGACAGCUCAGGCAGCAGCUCAGAAGAGGAAGAUGACAGCACGCUUGUCCUACUGGCCCCCAAAUCCCGUAGCCCUAGCCCGGGCAAGAUGAAACGGCACCGGAGCCGAAGCCCUAGCUUGGCCAAGUUCCAGGGCCUCAUCCUGCGGCCAUCAAGCCGGGACAGGGGUACAAGCCGCAGCCCCUCACCCCAGAGCCGCCACGGCCUCCCUGGGGACGUCCCUACCAUCCACCUGCCCCAGGAGGAGCGGGGCUGCCGUGGAGCCAAAGCCAAGGAGCUAGGGCGGGCAGCUGACAGCCAGGAGAGCAGCUCCUUCUACCAGACUGUGCGGGAGCAGGGUGGCCCCUGGCGUUUCUCUGCUGAUAACCCCCUGGCCAGGGCUGAUCCCAGGAACCUAGGCCUGCUGCCUGCACUUCGCCUGGAGAUGAUCGACCAGGCCAUGGGUCGGCGAAGGGAGAGUGUGGACCAGGGCUACCCCUGCCAGAGGAUGAGCCCCACCAGCCCUCCAGGCUGCAGCACCUCCCCAAAGGAGGGGAGCAGCCCCCAGGAGCUGGACAGCUGUAGCUCUACCAUGGGCCAUUGAGGCUGUGGCCCCCUUCCCACCUCCCUGUAGUGUGCUUGUUGUGUGCUUUCCUUUGCCCCUCUUCUGCUGAGACACCCCUCUGCCUUAUUUAUUGCAAUCUCUCCUCACUCCUGUUGUGUGCCUGGCAGCUAGGGGCCUCCCCUCUCCCAGCCUGAGCUGCUGCCCUGGACCUGGUAGGGCUGAGAGGUGCGCAGGGGAGGGCAAGGCUGGCCAAGCACAGGGCAGGGGCCCCCUUGUGAAACUGAAAGUGCAAGACCCUUCAGGCCUAUGGGAGGAGUGCUGGCCUUGCACCCGAGGGGGGACAGGAGGCCAGGCCAGAGCUCUGGCAGCAAUGGUGAUGGGCAUAGUCAGGACCACCCCAUGGUACCCCUGAGACUGAAGCUUGCUCAUUCCCUGCUGCUACCACUGUGCCUCAGCCUUGGAUGUAGUGCAAGCAACAGAAUAAACCAUCCUGCCCACCUCAGCUGCACUGUGCUUACUACAGGGGGGUGGGGGUCCAGCAUGAACUGG